Molecule: messenger RNA, 1640 nt
Organism: Vespula pensylvanica (western yellowjacket)
Lineage: Eukaryota; Metazoa; Arthropoda; Insecta; Hymenoptera; Vespidae
Product: facilitated trehalose transporter Tret1-like
Exons: 2
Coding region: 158-1591 (477 amino acids)
Biological process (GO): transmembrane transport
Cellular component (GO): membrane
Molecular function (GO): transmembrane transporter activity
Source: RefSeq, a predicted model, not a curated record
AGGAGUGGCGAGAGUAAAAGGAACGAAUUAAUACGAGUAAAUCAUACGAGGAGAGGAUGUAAACUCUUUAACCAGAAGAAUCUGACGCAGUAGGUUACUCGAUCGACUCUGGAAUAGUAGAAAAGAGGUCUGACGACAUCUGACAUUUGAAACGAACAUGGGUACGCGCACAAAGGAAACCGAGACGAAGAGAACGGUGACUUGGCCACAAUGGAUCGGUGGUAUUGGCGUAGGUCUCCUGUUAAUGCAGAUAGGAUUAUUAGCAGGAUGGUCCUCGCCCUACAUAGAACGAUUAUUAACCGGUCAAUCGUUCAUACUGAUAACGGUCAAAGAGGCAUCACUGAUCGUAUCGUUUCUUAAUUUAGGAAGACUUUUUGGCGCAAUUAUCGGCGUUAUAUUCGUGAAUAUUUUCGGUAGCAGAAAGUCGAUACUAAUAUGCACCAUACCGAUGAGCUUUUGUUGGAUCUUCACGAUAAUAGCCGACAGAAUCUUUUGGUUAUAUCUCGGACGAAUUUGCGGUGGUAUUUCCAUGGGGAUUAGUUACUCUUGCUUUUCUCUCUAUUUAGGUGAAAUCGCCGAUUCGAAUAUACGUGGUGCUUUGGUGACAGUCGGCAUGGCCGGCGUUUCGUGCGGGACACUCUUUAUAUUCCUCAUGGCAUGUUAUUUAUCCUUCAGGAUAUCGGCCAUCGUUAAUCUUAUAUUUAAUAUUAUUCUUACGAUAUUGUUCAUUUGGCUACCGGACACUCCUCAUCAUUUGGUGAAAAAAAAUCAAGACGAGAAAGCCAAACAAUCGAUCCUUUGGUAUCACAGAGAUUCCAACGUCGAUGUAGAAUUAUCGAACUUGAAAAAUUUCUACAACCAGUUCGACGAGUCUACGUUCGUCGCGCUUAAACAAUUUAAAAUACCACAGAUAAGAAAUGCGAUGCUAGUUACCAUCGCAUUAUUCUUUUACACACAAAUGUGCGGUCUCAAUACGAUACUAUUUUAUAUGGAAACUAUCCUAAAAUCGGCACAAGUUGACUUUAUCGAACCGUCCUUCAUCGUUAUUAUCGUCACUAUAUUUGGAAUAAUGGCCUCAUUGAUAUCGAUGACACUCAUCGAUACGUUCGGAAGAAAAAUUCUCAUGUGUUGCUCUUGUUUAAUGGUUAUAAUAGCACUGUCCAGUCUGGGAACGCACUUUCAACUUUUAGAUAUGAACGUUGAUCCAAAAAUGAUACAAUGGCUGCCGAUAGUUUGUAUAAUAUUGUUUGAAAUGGCCGCCUUCGUGGGAUUACUUCCGGUACCAAGUGCCGUAGUAGGAGAAAUAUUUCCACCUAAUAUAAAAUGUGUCGCUGCGAGUAUAUCAAGUAUAUUCGCUUCUUUAUUUGCACUCGUAGCAGCUGGAACUUAUCAAAUAUUAGUCGAUCUAAUAACUAAAAAAUAUAUUUUUUGGAUGUAUUCGAUAAUAAUGAUUACCGCCAUACCAGUUACGAUCAUUUUUCUACCAGAAACAAAAGGGAAAACGUUACAGGAGAUACAGAAUAAGUUGAUGAAUGGAAAAUUGAAAGAAGUUAAGAAUAUAAACGAGAGAAACGAAACUAGCAGAUUUUGAAGAUUUGCAAAAGUAUGCGACAUUUCUACUUAUUUGUAAAUUAUGUGUA